Messenger RNA from Polyodon spathula (Mississippi paddlefish), 4536 nucleotides. Its product is annotated as EMILIN-1-like. Gene Ontology annotation, molecular function: protein binding. NCBI's taxonomy places the organism in Eukaryota, Metazoa, Chordata, Actinopteri, Acipenseriformes, Polyodontidae. The transcript is spliced from 8 exons. The record is from RefSeq and is a predicted model, not a curated record. Bases 576 to 3854 code for a protein of 1092 amino acids.
AAAAAAAAACAUAACGCAUUAACUGUUUGGAGACAGAAAAGAAAGUAAAGUGCCUUUCAGAUAUUUAUUUUUGUUGCAGUGAUGUAAUAUAAAUAACUUGUUUAAAGUUUUGUUGUUCGGAUAAAAGCUGCGUCACUGAACGGGGAGGAGGGAAGUGGGGGGCUGGAGAGAGACACAACACACGCACACAGACGCGGUGUGGGAGAGAGGGGAUUUAGAUGUGAAUUGCAGAGCUCAAAAUACUAUUAUCUGUUACUUCUGAUUUGCUACGACUGUAAAAAAGUGAAGGAAAGAAAAAAAAAAACCUCGCUGGAUUGUCUGAUACAUCAUUUUUUUUUUUUGGGGGGGGGGGUUAAAAUAACGCAGAUUGGAUGUCAAUCACCGGCAAACGAGUCUUUUCUACUUACUAAUGUUUGAUGUGUCACAGGAUGGAUUUGUAAUUUUUAUUUGAUGCAGAUUUUCUUUUUGAAAAGUCGAGAUAAUUAGAGAGCUGGGAACUGACCCAGGGAUUUUUCAGAACUAUUAAUUGGACAUCGAGCUCAUUUUUGAGGGGCGUAUUGCGUUUUUCAAUACGAAUGGCAGGCUUUGUCCCAUGUUUACUUUUCUCCUUUUUUACUCUUUUGGGAGUGGUGUGGAGUGCAUCAUACCCCCAGAGAUACAACCUUUAUACAGGGCAGCUCCAGGCAACACAGCCCCAGCAGCAGAAUGGGUUGAGGGCAGCCAGCAGACACCGGAACUACUGUGCAUAUGUAGUAACUCGAACAGUGAGCUGUGUGGUGGAGAACGGUGUAGAGACCUAUGUGAAGCCAGACUACCAGCCAUGCUCCUGGGGGUCGAGUCAGUGCUCUCGUGUAGUUACGUACCAAACAUAUAUGAGACCUACGUACAAAAUGGCUUACAAGAUGGUUACUGAGAUGGAGUGGAAGUGUUGUCAUGGUUACUCAGGAGAUGACUGCAGUGAAGGACCCACAGGAGGCCAGUCACAAGGGACCCAAAUCUCCACAGUUAGGCCCCGACCCAAACCAAUACGCCUAGGACAGACUGGUUCCAGCUCUGGGAAUGUACAGAUAGAAGGAGAAGGAAGACAUGACUCUGACAAGGUGAAACAGUUAGAAGAAAAGGUCCAGAGUCUGACCAAAGAGCUCCAUGACCUCCAGUCCACCCUGCGAGGAAUGAAUGAAAAGUUUCAUGAGGAGAUCCGCAAGACCCUGGAGACAGCUGUCAACGGCAAGCAGCCAGCUGACGCUGCCCACCCAGAGAUGAAGGAAACCCUCAGUGACAUUCAGAGAAGGAUACAGCAUCUUGACAACCGUACCCAGGUGCAUGACAAAGAGCUCAACCACCUGAACAACAAAUCUCAUACAAAUGGUGAAGGGGGUGGAAACUUCAUUGAACAUUCAGACAUUAAAAUGAACCAAAAACUCACUGACUUGAAGGGAGAGAUCGUGAGGGACUUAGAAAAAAGUCUCCAACAGUCUUGCUCAGCCUGCCAAUCGCAAGUGGAGAAAUUAAGGAGACAGCAGGGGGAAGACAGAGACAGGAUUCGGGGGCUAGAGAAACUCAUUAACUCUGUGGACCAGCGGAACAAGCAGGUGAUGGACAUUGUGCACAAACAUGUGUCAAGUUCAUCCAACCAGCCUUCAAGGGACUGUUGUGCCCAAGUGGACCAGAUCAAACAUAAAGUCAGUGACGUUGAGAGGAAUCUGCAUUCUGUCUCUGAGACGUAUUAUGUUUUGAAUGGACGGCUGGACAACGAGUUGGCCGAGAUUGAGAAGGACUGCAUUUUGAAUAGAGAAGAGAAAAUAAGUGCCCUUCUAGAAGACUUGGAAAGCCGCCUAAACAUCACAGAGAGGAAUGCAGCAGAGUAUUGUCUCUUUCUCCAAACCGGCAUAAAGGGUUAUUUCCAUAAGGAGAUAGAUGACUUGAGGAAUGAGUUUAAUGAUAGGUUUGAUGAAAAUGGGGCAAAAAUAUCUAACAUAGUUAAAAAUGUGGACAACUUAAAGGACAUAGUUGUUGAGCAUGGUGAAGGCCUUGACAAAGUCUUCAUCCUCACAUCUGACAUGGAUACUCAUUUGACUUCAGCAGUUAACAGUUGUGCUGAAAUCUGUGUCAGUAAUGGUCCUCAACUUCCAGAAGAUGAUAAUUCUAAAGUGUCAGAUGUAGUGAAAAAUUUGGAGUGGAAGGUCAUUGUAAAUGAAGGAGAAAUUCGAAACUUUGGAAACAAGAUAAAGAACCUCUCAAUCUCUGGGUGGUCACUUAGGAACACAGUGAUAGAUAUUGGCCAUGAUGUACAGAAACUGAAGACCUUGACAGGACACAAUGGUGAACAUUUCAAUACGAUUGUUACUAACAUAGAGAACCUUGAGAAAGAACUCGAUUCCACUACCUCUACAAGUCUUACCAUUUGCAGCUCUGUAGAAAACCAACUUGUUUCUCUGCGGAAUGAGACAGAAGACUACUUAGAUAAACUGGCUAUGGAUCUGAAUAACAUACGUAAUAGAGUGGAUUCUGGGGAGACAGCUUGUGCCCAAAUAUGCUCAAACCUACAGGAAGAAGUCGGGAAACUAAAGGAAGUAGAAAAAUGCAGCGAACAAUGUAAGGUAUUCUUGAAGAGACCAGACGAAGGCCAGGCAGGAGGGGAUGGUCUAAACCAGCAGAAACCUUUGGAUGGCCACAGCGUUAUUGGCGGGACUUCCAGUGUCAACUUGAAGUCUAUUCAAGGAGAGCUUUCAGAGGUCAUUCUGACAUUCAGUUCCAUUAAUGACACACUCAAGGGUCUUGAGCAUACAGUGCAGAAGCACACUAGUGUUAUCCUUGACCUGGGGACCACUAAGGACAAAAUCAUCUCUGAGAUCAACAAAAUCCAGCAGGAGGUGAACGAGCACAUUGAGGACAGCAAAGGCAGGUUCGACCAUUUCAGUAGGGAGAUCCAUCAGUUUGGUAACAACUUCAUGGUAAAAAUGGGUGACUGUAAAGAGUCAUCUGACGGCCUGGAAAAGAGGAUUUCCAAGAUGGAGAACCUUUGCGGAAAGCUUGACACAGUGUCAGGCAGCUUGGAAAGAAUUAAGGAUGGUCUAAACAAGCAUGUGUCCAGCCUCUGGAACUGUGUCCAUGGGUUGAAUAGCACAGUCAUUACCCACAGUGGCUACUUAGACACCAUUCAGAACACACAGCUGGAAGGAAUUAAUCAACGACUAAACGUCUUGAACUCAUCCAUGCUCACCAUAUUCAAGGAGUUCCAGGACUUUACCCUUCAGGACUUUAUGGGUCCACCAGUCAAACAGGGAGAGAGAGGACCUCCUGGACCACAGGGGAUUCCAGGCAGAGAUGGAGCCACAGGCAGACCAGGAGAACAAGGGCCAAUGGGACCACCGGGUAUCAGAGGCGAACAAGGUCUUUCUGGUUUAAAUGCUUUGGUACCAAGGGUUUCAUUUUCAGCAGCUCUGACAUACCCACAAGUGGAUGCUGGAACAAUCCUUUUCGAUAAGGUCUUAGUGAACGACGGUCACUUCUACGAUCCUUCUACUGGAAUCUUUAAGGCUCCUUAUGAUGGGCGAUACUUCUUCAGUGCCAUCUUGACUGGCCAUAAGAAUGAGAAGAUUGAAGCCGUGCUCUCCAAAUCCAACUAUGGGAUUGCACGGGUGGACUCAUCCGGAUACCAGCCUGAGGGGCUGGAGAAUAAACCAGUGGCUGAAACAAAGCCUACCCCAGGCUCCCUAGCCGUCUUCAACAUCAUCCUCCCGCUGAAGACUGGAGACACUGUCUGUAUUGACCUGGUCAUGGGCAAACUGGCACACUCUGACGAGCCGCUCACAAUUUUCAACGGGGCACUUUUAUAUGAAGAUGAUGUGUAAUACUACUUAAUGUGACAGAGACGACAACUGCUAUUUCUUUUUCAUCAAUUCUUUAAUUAAGAGGAUAAUAAAAUGGCUAACAGUGGACUAUGAGGUUUUUCCUCAACACAAAAAUACAUUGAAUGGCUGCCACUGAAAUUUAUUGUUGUCCCACAUGAGAAAAGACCUGCUAACUGAUUCUGGAAGAGAUUAAUAUAAAUUAGUUUUUUAUAUUGUUUUUUACAUGGUCUUUGUCACAAGCGAUAUAUUAGCAAAUGUGAGCACAGUAGGAAUUAGCCUUCAGUUCUAAAAGAUGUUCAACCCAAGCGUACUGACAUAUAUAAUGCUAAAAUGUUACUAUUUUUUACUAUUGUUAUAAUGAAUAAUCUUUACUUUGCAAUUUGUACUGUAAACAGGGAUUAUGAGGUCUUGCACUUGGCACAAAAAGACCUCUACUUUGUACAUCAUUCAAUGAUAUUUUAACCUCAAGAACAAAAGCUGAUCCAAAUGUGUAAAUACAAUCUAAAACAAAAAAGUAACCCACACACAAUAGCAACCAGGAGCAGGCAAACUUGGCUACUUUUUUUCAAAACCUGUAAAUGAAGUACUUUGUAAAGCAGCCUCAAGUGUUCAGAUACUUGUGACCAGCGUACUUGAUUUCACUGUAUUUUGACAGAAAUAAAGCCUGCCUGUCUUAUUUUAA